Brassicogethes aeneus is the source of this 1920-nucleotide messenger RNA. The record is from the annotation of a GenBank genome assembly. NCBI's taxonomy places the organism in Eukaryota, Metazoa, Arthropoda, Insecta, Coleoptera, Nitidulidae.
CAAGAUUGAAUGGGUCGUAUAGGCUUAACCACAAGUAUUUUUUAAUUGCUAAAAUAGAAAAUGAUAUGCCAAGUAAUACUAUGGAACAUACUGGCUUCCGCAGUGAUUUUAUUUUGUGGCGCCUUUUUUAGGGUAGACUUUAAAAAAAUAGUUCAAAAUGAUUGGAACUUGAAAGAAUAUGAUUUUAUAAUAGUUGGUUCAGGAUCAGCCGGAGCUGUUUUGGCCAAUCGGCUCUCCGAAGUAAAUAACUGGAAUAUUUUGCUAUUGGAGGCUGGUCAACCUGGAAAUAUUAUUACCGCUAUACCUUUGAUGGCACCAAUAUUUCAAGUUACGCCCUAUAACUGGAAUUAUACCAUGGAAAAACAAGAUGGAAUAUGUUUAGGCAUGGAAGAUAACACGUGUGCUUGGCCAAGAGGUAGAGCACUUGGAGGUAGCACUGUGAUAAACUACGUCAUUUACACCAGAGGAAAUCCAAUCGACUACAAAAGAUGGAGUGACGAAGGCAACCCAGGAUGGUCUUAUGAAGAAGUGUUGCCAUAUUUCCUGAAAUCGGAAAAUUGUGAUAUCGGUUCAUUGUGUGAUAGUAAAUACCACAACAGAGGAGGUUACCUAAAUGUUGAAUAUCCAUAUGCGUCGAUUUUAUCGAAACAAUUUUACAAAGCAGGUCUCGAAAUGGGAAGCAAAUACGUGGACUACAACACAGAAGACUACCUAGGCUACUCAAGAAUCCAGGCAAACCUGCGUAGAGGUCGCAGAGAUAGUGUGGCUACAGCCUUUUUAUACCCAAUACUACAACGACCCAACUUGAGAAUACUUACAUCAGCAAGAGUCACAAAAGUUCUUAUAAACGAAGACAAACUGGCUUAUGGCGUUGAAUUCUACAGGCGGGGCAAAAAGUAUACAGUAACGGCCAAAAAAGAAGUAAUUCUAUCUGCUGGCGCGUUCCACUCCCCUCAGCUUCUAAUGUUGUCUGGCGUGGGGCCAGCGGAACACCUACAGGAACUUGAUAUACCGCUCGUGAAAAAUUUGCCUGUAGGUAAGAGUUUAAAAGACCACGUGACGUACUUGGGCUUGAUUUUUAAGAUGAAUGUUACUGUAAAUAAUAAAUUCAGCAUAUUUUCACCCCAAGAAGUCCUCAAUUAUUUAUUAAGAGGAAAAGGAGGUUAUGCAUCAUUGGGGGGCGUGGAAUCUUUGGCAUAUAUAAAAACAAAGGGUUCCAAAACACCAGAAAACUACCCAGACAUCGAGUUAAUGUUAUCUGGAAUUGGUUCCCUGGAAGCUGACUACGGACUGAUUUCAAGACGAGAAUUAAGAAUUAGGGAAGAAGUGUACGACAAAUUUUUCAGACCAUUAGAGUUAACUCCUACUUUUGCAAUACUACCGAUAUUAUUGCAUCCAAAAUCAAACGGGUUUCUGAAGUUACGAUCAAAAAAUCCACUUGACAGGCCCUUGCUUUAUGGUAACUUUUAUACAGAUCAAGAAAAUGCCGACCUAAAAACAAUGAUUGCUGCUGUACGAUACAUUCAACAAUUGACACAAACAGAAGCGUUUCGAGCACUAGACGCCACACCAAACACCAUUCCAGUGCCGAAUUGCGAAGUUUACGAAUUCGAUUCCGACAGUUAUUGGGAAUGUGCUUUAAGAACUUUUUCCGUUACUGUUCACCAUCAAAUUUCUACGUGCAAAAUGGGAAAAGUGGUCGAUGAAAGGCUGAAAGUUAUUGGCAUUAAAAAUCUUAGAGUUGCCGAUACCAGUGUUAUUCCAGUGACUCUAUCCGCGCACACCAGUGCGCCAGCCAUGAUGUUGGGAGAAAAGACUGCUGAUAUUAUUAGAGAAGACUGGAAUGAGAAGCAAAGCUGAUUCGUAGUUUUUUAGUAGAAAGUACCUAUAUAAUAAAUAUAAUUAUCAACAAGAAUAUUU